Zymoseptoria tritici IPO323 is the source of this 1611-nucleotide messenger RNA. RefSeq names its product MFS transporter. Gene Ontology annotation, biological process: plasma membrane lactate transport. Gene Ontology annotation, cellular component: plasma membrane. The coding region runs from base 1 to 1611 and encodes 536 amino acids. NCBI's taxonomy places the organism in Eukaryota, Fungi, Ascomycota, Dothideomycetes, Mycosphaerellales, Mycosphaerellaceae. The transcript is spliced from 4 exons. Gene Ontology annotation, molecular function: secondary active monocarboxylate transmembrane transporter activity. The record is from RefSeq and is a predicted model, not a curated record.
AUGAGGAACUACAUGGAAGCUGGAUGGUUCUACUCUGGCCACCAGAUUCGACGCUACUUUUCGACCCGCUUGACAUCAUUGAGACCUCCCCGCGCGGCUUUGAAGAAUCCGUGGGAGAUAGUCCGGGAACUGGAUGGUCACCAAUGGGCCAUGUUUGGCGUCAGCUUUGCUGCUUGGACAUGGGACGCCUUCGACUUCUUCACGGUGGGCCUCUGUGUCACUGAGAUCGCUGAAGAUUUCGGAGAACUUCCUUCUGCUAUUACGUGGGGAAUUACUAUCACGCUCAUGCUACGUUCGGUGGGAGCGCUGAUCUCCGGCAGCAUCGGAGAUCGAUAUGGCCGGAAGUGGAUCAUGAUAGCCAAUCUCAGUCUGUUCAUCAUCCUGGAACUCUGCUCCGGGUUCUGCAAUACUCUGCCUCAGCUUCUCGGUGUCCGAGCCCUAUACGGAAUCUGUAUGGGUGGUCUUCUUGGUCCCGCCGUGGCCACUGCUCUCGAGGACCUGCCUUACGAUGCGCGCGGAAUUCUUGGCGCCCUUUUCCAUCAGGGCUACGCUUUUGGGUACAUCUUAGCGGCGUUGUUCUAUCGCGCGUUCGUGCCGACCUAUGGUUGGAGAUCGCUCUUCUGGUUCGGCGCAGGUCCUCCCGUCCUUAUUAUCGCAUGGCGCCUCUAUCUUCCCGAGACCAACAGCUUCCAAGUCCUCAAAGCCGCCCGCGAAGAUGAGUACGAAAAGGGUGUCCGGAACGGAUCCAGAUUCAGCGGCCUCCGUGCCUUUCUCGAUGAAGCUAAUAAGACCUUCCGCGAUAACUGGGUGCUUUUUGUGUUCAUGGUUAUGCUAAUGACAGCAUUCAAUUGUCUAACACAUGGCGGAGAUCUGUAUCCGACUUUUCUCAAGAUCCAAGCCGAAGCUGGUCCCACCCAAGUCACAAUCGUGACCUUUAUCGGACAAGUAGGCUCGAUCUUGGGAUCAACGACCGCCGGCUGGUUUUCGACCUUCGCUGGUCGACGUCUGACUAUGAUGGUGUGUUGUGUGAUGGGAGGCGCGCUUGUGGCGCCGUACGUACUCCUCAGAGGCGACAGACUGAUUGCAGUCACUAUCUCGGCUUUGAGCCAACCCUAUCGUUUUGUGCAAUUGCUGACUUCACCAGUCUGGGGCCCCGUUCCAGUCUACUUGGUCGAAUUAUCCCCAUACGCAUUAAGAACAUUCUUCUAUGGCGUUACGUACCAGCUAGGUAACCUUGCCAGUGCUGCGAGUGCUACGAUCGAAGCAAAGAUUGGCGAAAGGUUCCCUUUACCGCCAUCACCAGAUGGCAAGAAGAGAUUUGAUUACGGGAAAGUAAUUGGUAUCUACAUGGGAAUAUCAUUUGUAGUCAUUAUGAUACUUGUCUUCCUUGGUCCAGAGAUGACGCAGAAAGAACGGGAUGAAGAGGCAUCUGUCGUUCUUAAACUGGAAGAAGUGCGGGUUAACGGUCGCAGCCUUACGGAGAUGGGCCGAAGAGGGAAGACGACAGCAGGAGACACGGCGUCAUCGAGUGGCAGUGAAGAAGGUAUGGCUGAGAAGCGAGUCAGAGUCGGGAAGAGCGAGGCCGCGGCCGCUCGCAUUGAAGAUGUCUAA